This is a messenger RNA of Quercus lobata, 2558 nucleotides long. It is a transcript of the gene MHX, whose product is annotated as magnesium/proton exchanger. The record is from RefSeq and is a predicted model, not a curated record. Gene Ontology annotation, cellular component: membrane. Lineage: Eukaryota; Viridiplantae; Streptophyta; Magnoliopsida; Fagales; Fagaceae. Gene Ontology annotation, biological process: metal ion transport; transmembrane transport.
AACAACCCUAAAAUUUCUGGUUCACCUUUAAAAACAAAACAUUUCUACUAAUAGGAAUUUGAUUUGAAUCAUAGUCAGAUUCACAAAUAGAGUAUCGUACAAAUAAAAGGACAAAAGACCAUGCAUGUUUAUGUCGUGUGAAACAAAUCGUUCUCCUCCAUUUUUUUUGGCCUUUUCAAUCUAUCCCAUUUCCAGAAAAACGAAGCUUCACCACGUGUCUUCGGAGCUCCGGCCGCCAAUCCGCCUCUGGAAAUCCCGGGAACCCUUUUGUUCCUUUUCUCUGUUUAAAGCGGUCUUCUUCCUGUUUUGUUGGAGCUAUAGAUGUUAAAUGCUUGAACUGCGAUUUGGGGAAUUUUAUUGAUGGCAUUUUCACAUAAGCAAAUUGCAGAAAGCAUACAUGGGGUUUUCAACAUUCUUGGGGUUGAAAAAUGUGAAAGCUACUUACUUUUUGGUGGUGAAACUGCCCUGGGGAAUGGUUUUCGGGCCUUCUUAUAUUUUCUUGGUCUUGCUUACUGUUUCAUUGGGUUGUCAGCUAUUACUGCUCGCUUCUUCCGCUCUAUGGAAAAUGUUGUGAAGCAUACACGGAGAGUGGUAAAGAUAGAUCCUUCCACUAAUGCUGAAAUUGUUAAAUAUGAAAAGGUGUGGAAUUACACAAUUGCAGACAUUACACUCCUGGCCUUUGGUACUAGCUUUCCUCAAAUAUCAUUAGCCACUAUUGAUGCCAUACGAAACAUUGGCAGCCUGGUUGCCAGAGGUUUGGGUCCUGGCAUGCUUGUUGGUUCUGCUGCAUUCGAUCUAUUCCCCAUCCAUGCUGUUUGUGUUGUAGUUCCAAAAGCUGGAGAGUUGAAAAAGAUAUCUGAUAUAGGAGUUUGGCUAGUGGAGCUCUUUUGGUCAUUUUGGGCUUAUAUUUGGUUGUACAUAAUAUUGGAGGUAUGGACUCCAAAUGUGAUAACACUUUGGGAGGCCUUAUUGACAGUACUUCAAUUUGGAUUACUGCUGACUCAUGCUUAUGCUCAAGACAAGCGUUGGCCCUACUUGUCUCUUCCUCUGACAAGAACUGAGAGGCCAGAGGACUGGGUGCCAGCAGAAGCCACUUCUUGCAAAUAUGAGAGCAAGGUCUGUAAUGAGUACUCUGAGUUACAUCAAGUUGGUGAAGAUGAAAUCAAGGAUAUUGUUGAUAUUUUCUCCAUCCAUUCAAGAAGUGGGAAAGGUCCAGUGUAUGAAGAAGUUCCUAGCAUUGAUGAUGUUGCUGAAUCCUCCAACAGAUAUUCAUAUAAGCAAAACAAGAUCAAUUUAGAAAACUCUCAUGUGCUCAAACUUUGGAAACAGCAAUUUGCUGAUGCACUGAUGUUGGAGAGCACAGAAUCAAGAAAACUGAACAAUGUCUAUCUGCGACUAGCAAGAAUUUCCUGGCAGUUACUUCUUGUACCGUGGAGACUCUUGUUUGCUUUUGUGCCUCCUUACCAUAUUGCUCAUGGUUGGAUUGCCUUCAUCUGUUCUCUACUUUUCAUCAGUGGGAUAGCUUAUGUUGUAACUCAGCUGACAGAUCUUAUUAGCUGUGUCACAGGAAUAAAUUCAUAUGUUAUAGCAUUUACAGCAUUAGCAGCUGGAACUUCAUGGCCAGAUUUAGUGGCAAGUAAGAUUGCUGCUGAACAUCAGACAACAGCAGACUCUGCCAUUGCAAACAUCACUUGCAGCAAUUCGGUGAAUAUAUAUGUUGGCAUCGGCAUUCCAUGGCUGAUUGAUACAGCAUACAAUUUCGUCGUAUAUAGAGAACCAUUGCGGAUCCAGAAUGCAGAGGGCCUUAGCUUCUCUUUGCUUGUUUUCUUCGCUACUUCUGUAGGGUGUAUUGCUGUUCUGGUGUAUAGGCGUGUAACAUUGGGUGCAGAGCUUGGAGGGCCAAGGCUUUGGGCCUGGGUUACCUGUGUGUACUUCAUGUUGCUUUGGAUUAUUUUUGUUGUUCUUUCUUCCCUCAAAGUUUCAGGCAUCAUAUGAAAAGUUAUAAUCAAUGUUUUCUAUUUAAAUUUUACAGCAUAUUAUUAUUAUUAUUUUUUCUCUCCCCCAUCUCAAUAUUGUAUGCUGUAUGUAUCCAAUGCGUUUCCUUCUUUUUGCCUUGUCCCUUCUUUUGGGACUAAACUAUACUUCCCUUCAAGCGAAGGUUUUUGGAACUCUAGUUAUUAUGUAUUGAUAUCACAAAUUAAAGCCUUCUCUGCUGCUUUCAUUCUCUACAUGAAGUGUUACCACAUGAUCAAAAUACUGUUUCCGGAUGGUGGGCAUUCAUAAUUUUGAUCAACCACAACAACCGGAGCUCCAAGACUUUUGUUCUGUUCUGAGGACAAUCAUUUGACAAGAUACAUUUCUUUUAUUAAGACAGGUCACAGACAAACACAUGGUCAGAGGGGCCCAAAGAUUUGUCUUGCUGGUAGAUAGUGUCAUGUAUAAUUGCAUUGUGUUUUUCGUGCAUUAUUCAACAAGAAAAACAUUCAUUUGAUGCCUUUUGUUUUUAUCCCACUCAGAUUUUAGGCCAAAGGGUGAAAUCAAUUCCAAAAUAAACAAGA